AUGUAAAAAGCAUUUAAUAUCCCACAGUAAUAAAUUGUAUCGAACUCGAUCCAAACUCCUACAAAUAGAUCUUAAAGAUCUCACUCUCCAAAUCAGAGGAUCGUAUCAAAUUUCAGAGAUUCAAGUUAUGAUUAAUGCAGUCAGAUAUCAACUUAGUAAAUUGGAGAAAUUGAAAUGCUUAAACAAAAAGUGACAUUGCUGUAAAAUGAAAAUGAAAGAUUACGAAAUUAAUUAGAUAAAGCAAAUUAGAAAAUCAAAUAGUUCUAGAAUUCAGAACAUGGAUAGAUAAAUUAGAGUAUUUUCAAGACAACCACGUUUGAAUUAGUAGUAUUGUAAAAAGUUGUUGAAUAGUUGCUAUAGUUGAAAUUGGCAUUCUUGAAAUAAUAAUAAUAAAAUGAGUAGAAUAAGCAAUCCCAAAAAUAAUUGGAGAGAUAUAAUUAAGAAGAACCUUUAAUAGUUGAUACUGAGUUGAGAAGCAAAGUAUCUACAGAGAAAUUGGAUACAGAAAAGCAGAGUUCUAAUUUGGAGGUAUCGAUUAGUAAUUACAAAGUAGGAGAGGAUCUAAUAAUUUGAACAAGGAGGGAGAGGUGAAGCAGGUAAGAAGUCAGAAUCUUCAGAUCUAAGUGAUAUUAGACAGUAAAACAGUUCUAUAAGCUUUAUUUAAUCGAAAGGGUGUGGAAGUAAUGCUUAUAGGAGUGGGAAGUGAG
Paramecium octaurelia is the source of this 707-nucleotide messenger RNA. Lineage: Eukaryota; Ciliophora; Oligohymenophorea; Peniculida; Parameciidae. The record is from the annotation of a GenBank genome assembly.